AUGCAGCUCUCGACCGAGGACAAGUCCGGCGGGAUGGAGGUAUCGAAGGAUGGAAUGUCGGUGACGUCAACCAAGGGGUUCCGCACGUGCCGGGCCAUCGCGGGGGUUCACGAGGGCGCGUGGUACUUCGAGGCGACCGUGGACCACCUCGGCGACACGGGGCACGUCCGCCUCGGCUGGCUCACGCGCCGGGGGGAGUUACAGGCGCCUGUCGGGUAUGACGAGCACGGCGUUGGGUACCGCGACGUGGACGGGUCGCGCACGCACAAGGCCGAGCGCGCGCCGUACGGGAAGCCCUUCGGCAAGGGCGACACCGUCGGCUGCCUGAUCUACCUCCCGCCGGGGGGGAGGACAAUGGAGCAGGCGCGCCGGGGGAGUGAAGCCGUGCAGUACAAGGGCGUGGCGUACGGCGUCGCGGACCCGCGCCCCGCGGAGGUCCUCAAGGGCAGCUUCGUCGCCUUCUCGGUCAACGGCGAGUGGCAGGGCGUCGCUCAGUCUGACCUGCUCGAAGGCAAAUACUACCCGGGGGUGUCUCUCUUUUCCAAGCCCGGGGCCGACCCGCCGCCGAAGGUGACGGCCGCGUUCGGCCCGGACUUCAAGCACCCGCCCCCGGAGAAGCUCGUGGACCUCCCCGGACUCCCCCCCGACGUCGUGCGCGCGCUGGAGGAGCAGGCGGCGAAGCCUAAGCCUGCGAAGAGCGGCGGGGCCAAGAAGGGCGCGGCUGGCGAUGCUGGGGCACAGGCGGACGGUGCGAAGCAGGAGGAGAAGGAGGCGGAGCCGCAGGGGCCGGUGAUGGUCCAGCAUGCGUUCCGCGCGGUGGGCGAAAAGCCUGAGAGACCGCCGCCGCCGCCGCCGCCACCGCCGCCGCCGCCGCCCCCGAUGCUCGGCCCCGGGUUCCCGUUGCCCAUGGCGCCGCCGCCGGUGCCCGCGGGGCAGGAACAGCGGAGGUGA
This is a messenger RNA of Pedinophyceae sp. YPF-701, 951 nucleotides long. The record is from the annotation of a GenBank genome assembly. Lineage: Eukaryota; Viridiplantae; Chlorophyta; Pedinophyceae.